CCCUCAGCAGCACCUCAACCAUGGUCGCCAGAGUCGCUCUCCUCCUCGCCUUCGUCGCCGCCGCCAGCGGAAACCCCGCCGCGGGGAAGCCAUGGCACUGGAAGUCCCCGAAGCCCCUCGUCGACCCCAAGACUCCUGCACCCGCCGGAGCUGGCCGCAUCGUGGGCGGCACCGAGGCUGUGCCUAACUCGUGGCCCCACCAGGUGGCUCUCUUCAUCGACGACAUGUACUUCUGCGGCGGUUCCCUCAUCUCCAACGAGUGGGUCCUUACGGCCGCCCACUGCAUGGACGGCGCCGGUUUCGUCGAAGUGGUGAUGGGCGCCCACAACAUCCGCCACAAUGAACCCACGCAGGUCUCCAUGACUUCCACCGACUUCUUCACGCACGAGCACUGGAACUCCCACUCGCUCACCAACGAUCUUGCCCUCAUCAAGCUGCCAAGCCCUGUUGAAUUCAAUAAAUACAUUGGCGCCGUCAAGUUGCCUUCCUCCGACGUGGCUGUGGGAACCACCGUCACCCCUACAGGAUGGGGCCGCCCCUCUGACAGCGCCGGCGGCAUCUCCGACGUCCUCCGUCAGGUGGACGUCCCCAUCAUGGACACCGCCGACUGCAGCGCAGUCUACGGCCAUCUUGGAAGCGGCAUCGUUUGCAUCGACGCCGCAGGCGGAAAGGGAACCUGCAAUGGUGACUCUGGCGGCCCCCUCAACCUGAACGGCGUCACCUAUGGCAUCACCUCCUUCGGUUCCUCCGCCGGAUGCGAGGUGGGCUACCCCGAUGCCUUCAGCCGCGUCUUCUUCUACUUGGACUGGAUCGAGACCAACACCGGCAUCACCCCUAUAUUACACUUAAUACUAAGCAUUAAGAAUAAGUAUGAAGAAUAUGUCAUGAUGACUAGGCAAAUUACGAGACCCAAACAUUUCGGCAGCGGGGCGUUUGGAAAAUUUAUCAGAAAUAUCAACGAGAGAGUUGCCUUAGUGCAGGUGAGUGGAAGGGGUUUUGCCGUGUUUAAGGCUGAAGUUAGAUGUGAGACCCUCAAGAGGCUCCUGUGUCGAGGUCGAGAUUGUUUAUAUAUUUCCCUCUACCCAACGAUGACAGUGGAAAAUCUCAAUCUUUCACAGACAGAUGGCAUACCGAGACGCAGAUAUCUACCACACUAUGACAAUUCACAAUGUCCCUCCCCGGCUCCGCAACGGAAGCUGUGGAAUGACAAAGUUAUAGAGAUAAAAGAGACGGAAAACCUUGUUGCCAGAGUUGCUGUUCCUGCUGCGGAGGAGACUGAGACCCCUUGUACCGAGCUUGGUAGCAAGGACAGAUCUUGUCGUCCUCAGCAGCACCGCAUCAUGGUCGCCAGAGUCGCUCUCCUCCUCGCCUUCGUUGCCGCCGCCAGCGGAAACCCCGCCGCGGGGAAGCCAUGGCACUGGAAGUCCCCGAAGCCCCUCGUCGACCCUAUGGGUCCUGCUCCCUCUGCAACUAUUGCAGGAAAUGGGAGAAUCGUGGGCGGCACUGAGGCCACUCCCCACUCGUGGCCCCACCAGGUGGCUCUCUUCAUCGACGACAUGUACUUCUGCGGCGGUUCCCUCAUCUCCAGCGAGUGGGUCCUCACGGCCGCUCACUGCAUGGACGGCGCUGGCUUCGUCGAGGUAGUCCUUGGCGCCCACAACAUCCGCCACGAUGAGCCUAGCCAGGUGUCCAUGACCUCCACCAACUUCUUCACUCACGAGCACUGGAACUCCAACACGCUCACCAACGACAUCGCCCUCAUUAAGCUGCCCAGCGCUGUCGAAUUCAACAAAUACAUUUCAACCGUAAAGCUGCCUUCCUCCGACGUGGCAGUUGGGAAGACCGUUACUCCCACAGGAUGGGGCCGCCCCUCUGAUAGCGCCGAUGGCAUCUCCGACGUCCUCCGUCAGGUGGACGUCCCCAUCAUGACCACCGCCGACUGCAGCAUCUUCUACGGCCAUCUUGGAGACAGCGUCGUCUGCAUCGACGCCACAGGCGGAAAGGGAACCUGCAACGGUGACUCUGGCGGCCCCCUCAACCUGAACGGCAUGACCUACGGCAUCACUUCCUUCGGUUCCUCCGCCGGAUGCGAGGUGGGCUACCCCGACGCCUUCACCCGUGUCUACUACUACUUGGAUUGGAUCGAACAGAAGACCGGCGUCACCCCCUGAACAGGCCUUAAAACCAAUACUGGCGUUAGUGCCUGAAGAUUUUCAUGAUUGAUCUUUCAUGCUUUAUUAUCACCAUUUUAGAUGGAAAAGGUAACCAAAUAGAUAUAUUGCUGAAU
This is a messenger RNA of Penaeus indicus, 2287 nucleotides long. RefSeq lists its product as uncharacterized. The coding region runs from base 21 to 2171 and encodes 716 amino acids. Gene Ontology annotation, molecular function: serine-type endopeptidase activity. Gene Ontology annotation, biological process: proteolysis. The record is from RefSeq and is a predicted model, not a curated record. NCBI's taxonomy places the organism in Eukaryota, Metazoa, Arthropoda, Malacostraca, Decapoda, Penaeidae. The transcript has 18 exons.